Plasmodium fragile is the source of this 4866-nucleotide messenger RNA. RefSeq lists its product as uncharacterized. Lineage: Eukaryota; Apicomplexa; Aconoidasida; Haemosporida; Plasmodiidae. The record is from RefSeq and is a predicted model, not a curated record. The transcript has 2 exons. Bases 1 to 4866 code for a protein of 1621 amino acids.
AUGACAAUGAUACGCACGCUGAUCGAGCGAAUCGUGUUUGUGGCGAUUCUGAUCGGGUCUUCCUACUUCUUCCUGGAGUUCAUGUCCAUAUAUGAUGCCUCCAUUUGCUAUUCAAGUCUGGUGGCUCUUCUCCUGAUAUACGUCGUGUCGUACUUGCUGGCCAUUCUGCCGGAGAUAACCAACUCGAUAAAGUAUACCCUAUUUUAUAAAACGAGGAAGAGGAAAAUUUACUCGUACUCUUUGAAGAAGGAACAUUCACUCAGAAGAAAAAGCAAUGACAAAGAUUUAAAGAUCGACCAUUUGGUGGACACUAGUUUGUUGUAUAUGAACCAGGACCAUUUUGCAACGGUAAACUGUGGCCAUGGGUACUCGCGGGGGGGGAGGCGACCGUCGGGCGGGGGGACGGACACCCUUUACAGCGGGGAGGGCCAGUACAGCGAAGAGUUCGCCUCCUCAGGGGGAAGUGCCCCCAGCGUGGUUGGGCAAGAGAAAAGCAAGUUGUAUGGGCAAGCGAAACGCAGUGUGGAUUAUCAAGCGGACAGUAGUGUGGAUGGGCAGGGGAAUAGAAGACGGGGAAAAAGAAAAAGCAAGUACAGCAAAAACGAAAUAAACGACUACGUGUUGAAGAAGACGGGCAAGAACAAAAAGUACAUCAUAGACAGCUGCGAGGAGUUUGAGAAGAUCUGCCUGAACGACCAGAGGAGAACGCUUAAGAUGAAAGACCGGAUUAUCAAGUAUAUCGAGCUGAACGACUCGGACGAGGAAGGGGACAACAACUGCGAUCGUGAACGUGUGCGAGACAGCGUGCGAGACAGCGUGCGUGACACCGCGCAUGGGGAGCCGCACCAGUUCGUGCCCAAUGCAGGGGGGUCCCGCUUGAGUGAAGUGUGGCACAGCGCGCAGGACUACUUUAACAAACGGAAUGUAAAGGAAUCAAAACACGUGGGGUCGUUUUUAUACGACACGAAAUAUCUAAACAUAAAAAAUGAAGAGUGCACGGAGGAAAGCAUUCGUUUUCAGGAUAACAAAAAGAAGUACAUGUGCUUCAUGCUGAAUAACACGUUGUACAAAAGGAAAGACAUGAAAAAGUGGAAGACCAGUUACUUCCAAGGACUGAGGUCAAGCACGAAUAAGUACACGCUGCACAGCUUCUAUGAUCGAAAUAAGCAUGUACAAAAGGACACAGAUUUUUCCAGGUGGCACAAUUUACUCCUCAAAUUUAUAAUUAACAUAAAAGUAGUGUUUGUAAAAUUUUGCAAAAACACUUCAUUCAUUAUUUCUGAUUUGUUAAUAACUCUCAUGUUGCAUGUCGCUUGGCUUAACGUCUACAACCACCUACGAAGGAAUAACGUGUCCACCGAUACAGGCAUGUUUAAUUGGAACACACAAUACAUCCCUGCCUUCUUCACGAAGGUCGAAGCGUAUAUACAAUACUUUAUCCUUUACGACACAUGUAUAAAAUUCUUCCUCUUUUUUUCUGCGAAGCAUAUUUUAAGCUUUUGGUUUUUGUUAAAUUUAAUGAAUAGCCCAUUUUUCUACCUCAUAGUUUCGUACGUAACGAAUUGUCCUUUUAAGAAGCAUGGGUGGUUGUACCUGACGAGUCCAUUUCGCUUUCUCAAUUUUUUACGAAUAGAAAAUUUGAUUGGCCAGAGUAACAACCACAACAAGAUAAAUUUCCCAGUGAUCACAUUAUCUGUUCAAAUAUUAGUUGUCAUAUAUACCUAUUCUUGUAUUCACCUUUUAAUUGAGCAACCAUGUAACGGAGAGUAUUAUGUAUAUGAUUAUAUAUUUUCCGGGAUGCAAACUGUCUCCACAGCAGCCAUGGGAAGAGGAACAUGUUUCCCCUACACUCUGCAAGCCAAAAUUACACAUAUAUUUUACAUUUUCAUGAUUUUCACUUAUAUACAUUACAAGAUAAGGUACCUGAAGGACCAUAUGGUGCAGGAAAAAAAAAUAUACGGAAAAAUUCCAAACAUAGGUGCCCGCUAUUUUGUGAUCAUAGGACACAUGAAGCCGAUUGCACUGUAUGUUAUCAUUAAUGAAUUACAAUCCACGUACAAUAAUUUAGAUGAAUUUAUUUUUUUAACAAGUCUUCCAGUUAAAUUUUAUGUAAAUAUUAUUCGUCUGCUGAACAGAAAAGGGUAUUGUCAAAUCAGCCUUUGCUUAUACGAUUUGAACAAACCUUUUCCGCUCAAAAUUAAAAAAAUUAUUUCGUUCAGCAGUGGGAUCUUCAUAUGCAACAAUGUUAUGAAUACACACCAUAAUAUACAUAACGACAUGGAGACUCUAAAAAGAUACAACGAAAUUAAUUCCCUUGGACCUUUUAAUAAAUGCAUUUCCGUCUUCCUAAACAAUAUGUGUAAUAAUAGCAUUUUGCUUAAGAGGAGUAAUAGGAAUAUUAUUUGCCUGAACGAAUUGAAAAUGAAGCUCUUUGCCAAAACCUUGGAUGACUGCCCCGGAAUGUUUCUCCUCACUAUUCUUUUUUUUAUAAACACACCACAAAAGUUGAAGUCUAAGCACACAUACAUUUUGAGCAAAUAUUUUGAUAACCUCGAGGAGGACGUCAACCCGGAAACUCCCCCUUUUGGCUCGUCCACUGAAGGGGGCGCCAGCGAUCGGGAGGAAAACCACAUGGGGAAGAAGUCUACCAACCGUAGUGAAUGCAAAGGGGGGGAGCGCUACAAGCGAGGCAAGACACACAAACCGCACACCUCCAACAAAGCAUACACACGGAACCGCUUGCACUCCAGAUGGCUCAACCUUUUUAGUGGAAAAAAGAGCCAGCGCUCCCCAGAGGAAGACCAACCCAAUGGUAAGCAAUCCCGCGAGAGCAAUUUCUACAAAAUUGAUCUUCGCACAGGGGAUGCAACGGAGAAGAGUCCACAGAGCACGAAGAGAAACAGCAAGCCAUCCGGUUCAAUCAUGAAAAGGGUGAAGAGCAUUACUCAAGGAGGGACAAAGAAUAAAAUGCCAUUCCGAAGCUUCCUAUCCCACGAAUUCAAUGAAAGCAUUUGUUACAACUCAUACAAUAAUUACUUGCACUAUAUAAAGGGAAUAAAAUAUAACAUAUACAAAAUAAAAUUGCCAGAAAGCUUUAUCAAUUUCCAUUUUGUCACCAUCGUCCACUACAUGUUCAUGAAUUAUAACGCCUUCCUCAUAGGCAUCAUAAAUGAGUAUAACGAGGUCAUCCUGAACCCUGUUCAUUUUGUUUACACCUCUAUGGACGUGCAGUUUAUUCUUCUCACCGAUAAAUACAAUAUUCUACAAAAAAUACAAAACCAGAAGAAGGUGCAAUUGGAUUGGCUCAAUUGUGUAGAUUAUGUCAAGGUUAAAAAGAGUGACCCCUCAAAAGGGGGGAAACACAAGAAAGGGUCGGUACAGGGUUCUGGUCAGCAUUACUACAGUGAGAUGAACAAGCUGAAAAACCAACCAGGGGUUUACUUCAAUCCUGUCUUGAACAUCCUUCGUGUCGACAAUUAUUUACAAGCUUUGCAGUUCUUCCGCAUCAGACGGGAGGGACAAGUUAGUCAGGAGGUUAAAAAGACAGGCAAUGACGAACCGGGUAGAGAAGUCAAUCAGGCGGAGGACAACUUCAUCAUCCUGAUAUACUGGCCCCAGUCUAUUAACACCUUCCUGAAGGUUCUCCAUAAGCGCAAGAGACACAACAUCAUCAUCCUGAGUGAUCAAAUUCCAUCCUACAUACACAACAAUAAAUUGGCCAAGUACAGCAUCUGCUACAUACAAAAGUCUCCGCUGUCUUUGUACAAUUUAAUCCUAGCAGGAAUCCUUCGUUGCAAAAAAUGCGUCAUUUUUAAAAAUUAUUUAAAGUUGAACUCCCAUCAUAAUAUCAUAUCAUAUAAUGAGGAGGCCAAAAAUAUAAACUACUUUGAGUACAUGUGUGAACAUAACGACAGUGAUCUGCUCAUCAUUUUUAAUAAUAUACAAAAUAUUUUCCGCACGAGGGAUGUUAACGAUGCCUUGGUGGAGUACUACAUACGCGAAGAAGAAAAGAAACAGUCAAAAUGGUAUGAUAAUUAUUUACUCAAAAAAAAAAAAGCGAUAAGAGAAAGGAAUAUUUCAAAUGGGGGGCAUCCUGCUGCAGAGGAAAACAGUCAACCUGUGCAUGCCCAAGUGAUGAAUAAAAUGGACCAAGAAUGUUCUAACAAUCUCGUAAACGAUAAAUAUAAACAAACGAGGAAAAAUAUUUACCUCCUUAUAGAGCUAAACAACACACUUUCCGUUCAGUACUUAAACAAUGAAGUGUAUACAAAUAUCGACAAUUUAAAAAAAAACAACAUGAUGAAUAUGAACAAGGCUCAUAAUUUGCUCUUCAUUGAAAAUUACAAAAAGCAAAUACAAUUUUUUAAAUAUGGAAAUUUGCUUGUGGAAAAUAUUUAUAAAAAAAUUGAGCACAUUUUUGUGGACAAUUAUUAUUUUUAUUUGUACUUUUUACAAUUCACCUCCGCCAGUGUCUUUAUAGAUGAAUUGAUUUAUCACCUCAUUGGGUACACCUUCCCCAUAAAGAACAACUCGCUCAGUAUCGGUACCAUUGAAGCCUUCAUAAACGGCACGUACACGGACAGCUCCAAGAGGAUAAAGUCCGACUUGCUCCUCAGGCGCAUAAACCCCAAGUACCACUCCAGGAACUUCUUCUUCCUCUUCCAGAAGUACCUCAAGAAGGGCUCCAUCAUCAUCGGCAUUUACCGCUGCAACGAGGAGAACAACAUGAGCAUCGUGAUCCCUUGCCCCCAACGCAACUUCAUCAUGCACAAAUCGGACAAGGUACCCAGAGAAGGCCAGCUGCAAAGCGGUCUCACCACGGAGAGACGCGUACACCAAAUGUGCAAUCGCUUUCACCCAUUGUAA